Paecilomyces variotii is the source of this 1778-nucleotide messenger RNA. Its product is annotated as eRF1 domain 1-domain-containing protein. The coding region runs from base 222 to 1490 and encodes 422 amino acids. Gene Ontology annotation, biological process: RNA surveillance; ribosome disassembly; nuclear-transcribed mRNA catabolic process, non-stop decay. Gene Ontology annotation, cellular component: cytoplasm. The record is from RefSeq and is a predicted model, not a curated record. NCBI's taxonomy places the organism in Eukaryota, Fungi, Ascomycota, Eurotiomycetes, Eurotiales, Thermoascaceae. The transcript has 3 exons.
UCCUUAUCGAUAAGAGGCGCGCUAGUCCCGAUGUGGUCGGCAUGAAGUGUCCCGCCUUUCAAGUUGCGAUCCCCGCGUUCGGGCGUCACCAGAGCAGCGUGUUUGUAUCUAUAUUAUUCUUAUCGUCCUGCGCAAAUAUUAGCAAACGAGGUUUCCAGAAGCGGGGAGUUCUGUUUGGAUAAUAUUCUCUCUAUACGUACUGGGUACUGUGGUUUCCCAUCAUGCGCAUGAUAAAAAGCAACAUUGAGCGUGACGGCUCCGGCUCCGUUACGCUCUAUCCCGAAGAGCCAGAGGACAUGUGGCACGCAUAUAAUUUAAUUCGACCUAAUGAUCUCCUGCGAGCCAGCGCAAUCCGUCGCGUCACGCAUACAUCCGACUCGGGCUCGACGGCCUCAUCGCGGGUGCAUCUGACGCUGGAGAUCCGAGUCAAGAACCUCGACUUUGACCCGCAGAGUUCGCAACUGCACGUCUCGGGUCAGAUCAUGAACGAGACGCAGCAUACGAGGGUUGGGCAACAUCACACGCUGGAUCUGGAGUUGAAUCGCAACUUCACGCUGGUGAAAGAGGUGGGCGCGGAGGGCGAAGGCGUGGGAUGGGACAGUGUGGCGAUCGAUAUGCUGCGCGAUGCGGUGGAUGAAGGAGGGAAUCGACGAGCCGAGGCGGUCGCUGUCGUGAUGCAGGAGGGAGUGGCCCAUAUCUGCUUCAUCGGCCAGUUCCAGACGAUCCUGAAGCAGAAAGUCGAGAUGUCUAUUCCGCGCAAAAGACACGGCGGAAGCGAUCACGACAAAGGCCUGUCGAAGUUCUAUCAAGUGACGCUGGAUACGUUAUUACGGCAACUCGACUUCAACACCAGCUCGACGGCUACGGCCAGCAACGAGGCUGUGAAACCGAUCCUGCUGGCAUCGCCUGGGUUUGUCGCGGCGGGCUUCCAGAAACACAUCCAGUCGGUUGCGUCGACGAGUGUGCCGGCGCUGAAGCGUCUGCUGCCCAGCAUCGUGGUGGUGCACUCGGCGUCCGGGUAUCUGCACUCGCUGUCGGAAGUGCUGCAGUCGCCCAGCGUGAAGACGCUGCUGGCGGACACCAAGUACGCGCGGGAGAGCAAGCUGAUGGACGAGUUCCUGGAGCAUCUGCGCAAAGACACGAACAAAGCGACGUACGGCGCCCGCGAGGUGGAACAUGCGGUCGACCAGGGCGCCGUGGGCCGCGGCGGUGGCGUGCUCAUCAUCUCAAACCGACUGUUCCGGGCGCAGGAGGUGGGCGAGCGUAAGCGCUGGGUUGGGCUGGUGGACCGGGUGCGUGAGAUCGAGGGCGGCGAUGUGCGCGUGCUCAGCUCAGACCACGAGAGUGGGAAGCGACUGGAUGGGCUGGGGGGCGUGGCCGCGCUGUUGACGUUUCCCAUCGUGGACGAUUUCCAAUCGGACGAGGACGAGGGGGACGAUGCGGGGGAGGGGAUGGUGAUGGCGAACGGGCAGGAGGUGACAGUCUCGUAGGAAGAAGGAGGAAAUCCCAAUAAAAGGCGCAUCACGUCGUAAUCCCUUGGCUGGAGCAGAGGAGAGUACGGAAUAGAUACUCAGUAAGUACGUAUAUACAUGAUGAACCCCUGCGGCCACGUUGUUGGGGGCGAGAAUCACCGCGGUGAAGAAAGAGACCAUGCAUCGAUCAUCUGUCUGGUCAUAAUAUAGUAGUAUAGUAUUGGUAGUAGUCAUAGUUGCAGACGACCAACUAGGUAGUUUACUAGGUAGCUACGAUAUAUUCCUCUUUUGGAAACCAUCACGUCC